GCACUGAGCACAAGCACAGCGCGUGAUGACAUGGCACCGAAAUCCUUCCAGCGGGCGACGACGGGCCCUGUCCAUGCCGGCCAGCACUCGGAGAAGCACCAGCUCCACGUCCCACACGCCGAGAGGAGUCGCACCCACCGGAACUUUGGCAGCGCGAGACACGCUAACGGCCUUCAGAUUUCAGAGGUGCACAAACACGAAGAGAAGGAGGAGGAGGAGGUUGUGGAGGAGGACCCCAUCCAGGCCAUCGUCCAGAGGCACCCCAUCUUCCGGGGCACCUCUACGGAGUUCCGGAAGGAGGUGGGCCUGAACCUCAAGCCCUUCCUGGUGAAGCCCACAGGCAACUCCGAGCUGAAGACCGAAUAUGCCCGGGAGAUGUUCGAAAGCAGCCUGAUGCGGCCCAGGGCGCGUGUGCUGCUCACCCAGGGCAAAGCGCCGGCGGUGCUGAACGGGCUGCUGCUGGUGCACCCCGGGGAGGCCAACGUCUUUGAAACGGUCUACAACAACCUGGCGGCUCCGGAUGUGGAGGGGCUGCCCUGCGUAGCUGGCCAGGAGGUGGCGCUGGGGAUCACCUCGCAGAGCCCGUUCACCGUGCGCGUGCGCCAGGAGCCCAGCAAGGGAUUCUUCUUCAUCCACUCGGAUAUCCUGGAGCUGGUGCUGGACAGGCACCGGGCGGACCGUACCAUGCUGAAGAACACCGUGUACCAGGCGGCCGCGGACUUCUUGCGGGGAUGGCUCAUGCGCUACCGCAGCAAAGUCUACGUGAAGCUCUUCGUCAACUUGGACGAGAACUUCAAGAACGCCCUGCUGAACUUGGUGAAGAUACAGCUUUUCAAGGCGGAGGAGAAGAUCUGCAAGGAGGGCGACGUCGGGGACUCUUGCAUGUUCGUCUUCACGGGGGAAGCGGACAUUUAUUGCAAGCACGCCUUUGUGGGUCGUCUCUCGCAGAACCCCGGCACCAAAGCUUGGGAGUCCUGGUGGGGCGCCCUGGAAGUGGGCGGCAGCUGCCUGAACCGGGUGGCCUCGGUGACCGCCUACACCGAUUGUGUCAUCUGGGAGCUGUCUGCCAAGGCAAUGCGUGAUCUCUGGCUGCUCUUUCCCUACGAGUGCAGCUUUUUCGAUAAAGUGGCGAUGAAACAUCUGCAGCUGCUGUAUCCCUUCACGGACCGCGUCAGUGAGAUCAACAUGUUUGAGAACUGCAGCGCCGAGUUCACCCGGCUGAUCCGCAAUCUGAUGGAGCAGAAGGUCUACUGCCGGGAUGAGCUAGUGAUGCAGGAGGGCGACACCGGAGAUGAGAUGUACGUGCUCUGCGUGGGCAAAUGCAGCGUCUUCCGCGGCUACAACUCGGAGCCCUUAAGCCAUCUCCAUCCUGGGAGCUGUUUCGGCGGCCUGGCGGUGCUGAACAUCACCCGCCGGCGCACUGCCACCAUCAAGGCAGACUGCGUCUGCGACUUGCGGAUGCUGUCGCGCAGCUCGCUGCUGGAAGCCUUGUCCCAGUACCCAGGGGACAAGGACCGGGUGCGGGAGAUGAUCGAGGCGCACAGCCAGAGCCGGCAGGCCACCGCCUCCGCGCUGCAGCGCGCCGGCCAGAGCGAAGGCAGCUUCAGCACGCAGUUCCUGCAGAUUCUGUUGGACAACAUGCACGAGCAUCCCUUCUUGCCCAAGCAGACCAUCCUGCAUGAGGGCAAGGAGAGCUUUCUCACGGUGCUCCUUCACGGCAUGGUGGAGGUUGAGGUCAGCGGGGUGCACAUCGCCAACGUGGUGGCCCCGGCGAUCUUCGGGGAGCGCGGCAUCCUGGAGCCCGGCACGCCCUCCGCGGCCACCGUGAGGAGCUGCACGGUGGCGGAGUGCAUGGUGUUGCCCUGCACUUCUGCGGCGGUGCCCAUUAUCCGGGCACGGCUGCCGGAGGACAUCGCGCGCCUGGAGAGGAUGCUUGAGAAGAAGAUGGCGUUGACCAGGACGCAGCUGGCGAGCCCCGACGACAUGACCAACGCGGCGGAGCAGCAGGAUAAAGGGCUGUUCGGGUCCUGCGGAGCGGCGUUCCUGGCGCGGCUCUCCCACUACUUCGAGCGCCGGGUGUACUUGCCGGAUCAGAAGAUUCUCACCGAAGGUGAAGAGCCGCGUCACGGGGUGAUGAUCCACCAGGGCAACGCCAUCGUGGAGAGUCAGGGGGUCUACAUCGCGGAGUGUGGGCCCGGGGAGUUCCUGGGCGAGGUGGCGAUCCUGGGCCUCGCCAAGGUCUCCAGCGCCACCGUGCGCGCGCAGACGAAGAUCGUGGCCUACACAGUGGAGGCCAGCUCUAUGCAGGAGGUCUUGGAUGAGUUCCCUGAAGAGCGCGUGCGCCUGCGGGAGAUCAUGGAGAAGCGGGUGAGCAAGAGCCCCUCGCCCAUCGAGCCUCGGGCCUCCAAGGGCUUGGCCAUGAAGUCCAAGUCGGUGAACAAAUUCCUGAAAGUCGUGGUUGCACGGCGAUCGUCGGAUUCCAAAACAGACAUUGCUCCGCCGAAGGUGGAGUUUGAGACGCCCCCAGAGCCUGCAAAGAGG
This is a messenger RNA of Effrenium voratum, 2541 nucleotides long. NCBI's taxonomy places the organism in Eukaryota, Dinophyceae, Suessiales, Symbiodiniaceae. The record is from the annotation of a GenBank genome assembly.